UUGACUGUCUGUCACACUAUUAUCUUCUGAGUUUUAAACCAAUGAAAAUGUACUUUAGAAAGUGGGUAGACAUUCAGGUCAACGAGUUCAACUAUGAUGAAAGUCUGUAACCUGCAUUGACAUAUACUUUAAUUAUUACUGAGACCAGUUUUGUCUCAACACAUGUUACGGGGAAGCAAAUUUAUGCUCUAUUGGUUUGCCUUGUUGUGUACUUCACUGGUGUAUGUUUUCUGACCUUCAAGCUAAUUAAAUGGUCUAAAAAGCAUAGGCCAUAUCUUCUACGAAUCCAUCAUUAAAAUUACACCUUUAUCAAAAUGGUCUCGGAAUUCUGUGCACCUAGGUGUAUCGUCCCUCAAAAACCAGGAGUCCAGAAAAAUCUAUUCCCUCAUUCUCCAGAAAUAGUGAGACUUAAGAACGUAAUAUAUGAAGCUCAUAACUCUGAAUGGGAUACAAGAUUUCUAGUUUUGUUACGUGGUCUACCAGGCAGUGGAAAAUCUACACUAGGAAGAUUUCUCGUUGAUAAACUUGAUCAGCGUAAUGUUGUAAUAGCUUCAAACGAUGAUUAUUUUUAUGAUGAAGUUGAGCAGAUUUACAAAUAUAAUAAUACCGAAUUGAAUGAAGCAAUUGCUGCUUGUAAGCAAAAAGGUAAUGAUCACUUUGUAUGUGUAUGUGCGUGUGUUUGUGACUUAUUGUCCCCUGUUGUGUGUGGUUCAUUAUAUGAAAGAGUUCGAAGUAUUUAUUGGAUUUUUUUAACUAUUUACAUCUAUGUUUCAAUCGUGACUGGAUAUUUUACGUAUUUUGAUCUGAGAAGAUAAACGGCAUCUCUCUUACAGUAUUUGUGUAACUAAUUCUACGAAAUUUACAUAAAGCUUAUUCCUUUAGUAAUCAUAGUGAUCUUUAGAGAAGUCAGUUGAUCUGUUCUUAUGACCCAGAUUUUCGUGAUUAAAGAUAAAAUAACAGUUUGGUUAACAAUCGGUACAAGUUCAGUUAUGGCUACCAUUCAAUCUAGGAUUCGCUUUCGGCUUAGUUUCUCAUAUGUAACUACCUACUACUUGUUUCGUUGUUAAAAUAACCACUCAUGUCAUUCAAUUUAUAUUUACUGUUGUUGUGUAAGUUUGUCUGAUAGGUAUGAAUUUUUAUUCACUACUGGUUAAAUAAUUGAAUGUGAAGACGGGAUGCUUUAUAUUUCAGGUCAUGACAUUGUAUUUCAUGUAGUCGCAUUUGGAACUACGUAAUGCUUAAAUUACUAGCGUAAUCAAUACUGAGGACAUGACGGGGGUAGGGGUGUCGAAAUACCAAUAAAUGAUGUAAAAUAGAAAAAAUAUAGACAGCGGUUUGAUUGGUCAUUAAAAUACAGACAUACAUGUGUAUAGCUUGGACUUGAAAUAAUUUUCAGCGAGCGUAUGAUCGGCCUGGUUAGAUGUGUGAUGUCGACUUGAGGUAUUGAAUAUCUGAAACAACCUUGUCAUUUUGUGACUUGUCAAGUUCACCAUUUAUUUUCUAGUCACAUAUUGUAUAAUCUUGUAGAUAAGCUAUUAGUAUUAAUAGUAGUAAUGGCACCGGGCUUGUUUACUACUCUCGCUUAGUUUAAACCAUAUCCUGUUUGAACGGGUUUUGUGGAGAUUAGUUUAAUUUGUAGGCCAUAUUCGUCACAGAUUGAUUUUAUUUUGAGCAACAUUAAGAACCAGGAAGUACUGGACAUCUGUUUUGUCCCAGUAUCAGACUCCUCAGUGGUGCGUAUCCACGACCCUACACACGGUGUUCGAACCCAGAACAUUUGACCUCGCGCGAGCGAUUAACCUCUAGACCAUUGACCCGGUAUUCAACGGUGUUAAUGUCUAAAUUCAAUCAAUCUGCGAUAUUUCGCGAUUAUCUCCCAUUGUCUUCGGUCAGUAACUAACGCACCCAACAGAGUUGAACUUCACUGGCCACGUCCUAGUAUUACGGGACUCCGCAAGACCUGGAGGUCCCGUGUUCGAUCCGUGGUGGUAUCAUGAGUGCACACUACUGAGGAGUCUAAAGCUACGGUGAGUCAGGUAUCCAGCGCUUUCUGGUAUUCAAUGGUACUCUAACCCAGAUUAGUCUGUGGCGAGUACAAACUUUGGACUAGCCAUUAUUAUUACAUUUACUCUACCCGUUUACUAGAAAACAAAAUAUUGCUAGACCUCGAAUAAAAUUGUGCACGAAGUUCACGUUGCCAUAUUCAAUAAUUCCGCGAGAGAGAAAGAGAGAAAACUGACAAGGAAAUUAUAAGUAGACUGAAAAUAAUGUUUUCCUUGGAUUCUAUUUAGUAGUUAGUAAUUCGGUAGAUUUUUGCUUUAGCUUAUCCUGUUUGGUCACUUUUAUUGACUCAACUUCUGUAUUCCAAUUUAACAAGACUACGAUAUUAUUGAAUUAAUGAAUCAUGAAUCUGGUUACAUCAGUAAUACUAAUGACUUUCGGGUUGCCAAUAUCCCUAUCAAGUGUCGGUUAGAAUCAGGCACAGAUCGAAUGAUAAAAGAUUAUUAGAACGCAGGAAUAAUGGAAAGAGCUCAGUACAUUUUGUUAUCAUUAUAAUACAAUAAUGUUGUGGCUUAAGAUUUAUUCGGUUGGGCCCAUGAUAAUUUCUAAUUAUAAAUGAUUGAGAUCCUUCUAAUACAAGGGAUCGAUUGUGGUAAAUUAUGUACGUGAUGCUCCAACUGAUGGAAUCAAAUAUUGAAGAGAGUAAUGAAUAAAAUACUUGAUAUUCAAUGAACGCAAAUCUGAAGUAGGAUAAUUCUGUAAAUAUAGCAACAACGCACGACUUCAGGACACAGUAAAAUUAAAAAAACAAUUGAUAAUCACCAAUAAGAAAACACCAGAGGUUGUACGAAAAUAUAAUUUCGAAAAAAAAUGUUUCUUUAUUUAUCAUUACAGGAAAGAAAUUAGCAUUUAUUGACCAAAAGUAGAUAAUUUGGAACCGUCCUAACAAAUUAGAAGACAAGAAAACAAACUUACAACAUAGGAUGUUAAAUAUAUUUGUAUACAUCUAAACGACUGGGCGGAAAUAGUGUUUUAAUCAUUUCACUAUUUAAUCUUGUUUAUGUUUAUUUUUCAGUGGAAUCAUAAAAAGAUUGAAAAAAUGGUUUCAUGUUUCUAGCUUAAGUGGACUAUUUUUAUUGGUGUAUGUGUGCGUGUGUGUGGAUUCCCUCUUGACCUGGGUGGGUUCACUUGACUAGGUUUCAUUGUCAAAUCUAAAGAAAAAUACAUCAACGCCUUUUCCAAAAUACCAGUUUGUCUAAAAUGAGAAUGAAAGCUGCAUAAUUAAACUGUACAAUUCAGAAAACCAUUCAAUACGACCGACUGAAUAUGUUUGUUGUUGAAGUAGUUUUAUUCGUUAUAUCAAUAUAUAGGUGUUUUACCUUCCAAUUUCACACCAAAGUAAUUAACUUAUUCAGGUAAUUAUCAGUAUAGGUUUGUGGAGGUUGUUGAGUUUUGAUUGAGAUCAUGAAUCGAUCAAUGUUAGACUACCAGUGAAAACCUAGAAGCAUUGGAUGGCCCUUCCAUCCUUGUAUGAGACUUCUCAGCAGUGCGCAUUCACAACCCCACACGCGGAAUUCGAAUCCAAGACCUUCGGUUUCGCUCAGUGGUCUAGCGGUUAAGCGUUCGCGUACGAGACAGAGGGUCCUUGGUUUGAGUCCUGCAUGCGGGAUCGUGGAUGCACACUGAUGAAGACUCCCAUACUAGGACGAAACGGUCGUCCAUUGCUUCCACGUUAUCCAGGUAAUAUAAAAUAGUAUUAGUGUUGUGUAUAUUAAUCAUGUCGACAAACAUGAGUAAUAUGUAACACUACUCAAAAGUUGAAUGGCUGGUAGCAGAAGGCUAAGAAGAUCGAGUUGAAGAGAAUUGUGAAGUGGAAGAAUCAUGCAGAGCGUGACUUACAAGUGACGGAAAUUCGCAAAUGAAGUAUACAGUGUAUGGUUCUCACAUUUCAACAAGAUAUUCUGUAACUUUGUAUCAAAGUACAUUGGUUUUCCACACCUGUAUCCUCGUUCAUUACAUUAAUAGUCAGGGUCUGUUCUCAUUUUUAUUUCCCAGAUAAAUCAAGAUUAUUAUCAUUUAUAUUUAUAUUUAAUAUCGUGCAUAAUUGUAAAUACUUUCAUCAGGCUCCUUUGUGUUGUUUUAUUUCCAAAAAGCAUUAUUGUAGCCUAUUUAGAAGUUGUACUUCAUUUCAGUAAAAAUUAAUAAAUUUUCUGUUUGAUAAAUCUACUCUCUAUAUUGUUUGUUCGACUUUGCUUAGUUGUGUUUAUCACAUUUGUGUUAAGCCGGUUAAGGGCAUAUAUAGGAAUUAUUUAAUUUCCAAUAGAAUUUCAUGAACAUUUUUUUUAAACAAGAUGGUAAUUCAUUCUGAAGUUGUUUCGUUAUUCAACAAGAUCUUCGAGUUUCACUUCAUCAUUAAAUGUUAUGAAGGAAAUUGAAGAUUGAAGUAUUCGAUGACCAAUUUAUCGAUCAAAUGAAUUUCCAGGUAGUAUGUUUAGUUCUAAAUGUCGAAAUGAUGAUCUAUCGAUUUUGUUACAAAAGUGAAUAUUCAUCAUUCUUUAAUUUGUUUAGUGCAUAAUAAAUAUUCUUGAAUGAUGAAAAUCUGAUGAUUGUGUUAUGAUCUACCACAUUAUAUUCGUAUAUUUGACAAAUGAUACGUUACAAUCUAAAAUGUCUUAAGUUAUAUUUCUCUCUGCAGCAUAUGAAGUAAUUCAUUGAGAAGUUUCUAUUACUGAGUGAUGGAAAUAAGUAGCGUAGGCUGAUCAUCCCACUAAUUUGUCGUAGGAUAUGGUUAUCUCAAACUUUAUUGGUUGAGAGGUCUCUUGUUAGGACGGAACCACUACUGUCCUCUCAGUCGUUGUUCGAACAACAUUUUUGAUGUAAAACACUCAGAAACAUGUUCAGUCUUACAUACGUAAAAUUAUUAUUGUUUUCUACUUGAAUAACUUCUCCAAAUGCUCUACAACAUGUUAUGGAAUCAGAAGUAUUUUAUUUGUAUUAUUCUACACAGUUUGGUCGUCUAUAUGUAAUGGAGUGUCGGUGAUCAUCGUGGAUAACUGCAAUCUGACACGACUAGAAAUGGAUCCGUUCAUUCGCGAAGGUGUAAAACGAAACUACUGUGUUCACCUUCUAGAACCUUGUACACCUUGGCGUUACAAUGCGAAGAAGUUAGUAAAACUAACACAUUAUACCAAUAUCAGUUUGACAGAAAUCAAUGGGAUGUUGACAACGUUUGAACGGGCACUGAACAUAGAGACAAUUUUGUCACAAAUAUGUUUACCAUCGUCAUCUUCACCAUCUCUAUCAUCAUCUAUGUUAUUAUCAAAUGUGAAUUCCUCCAAUCAUAAUUCUACAUCAAAUAUUUCUUUUAAUGCAAUCAGUGGAACUAAUGAUAUUUCUACCAGCAAUAACAGUAAUGAAUUGAAUGAACAUGUUUGUCACUAUACUACUAAUGAUGAUGAUAAUAAUUUGCCUUCGAGCAGUAACUGUACCAGUUGUCGUAGUAACAAUAAUAUCGAUAACAGUGCAAUAAGAACUGCUAUUACUACUGUAAAUUUCGAUGAAUUAGAUCCUCAGGAUGAAAACUGGACUACUCCAACAGGAAGUAUGGAAGCAUUGAAUAUAAAUCAUGUGGUUUCAGGUGAAUCAAUUUCUCAGGAUAGUAGUAACAGUAGUGGAAUUAUGAAUACAUCUCCACUGGUACAACAGCCGUCUACAUCUCAAACAAAACUUGGUGAAUUAAUGGCAAUAUUUCCUAAUUUAAAAUCAAACAUACUUGAAGAAUUUCUAUCACUUGCACAUGAUAACGUUUCAUGGGCAACUACAUUAAUUUUAGAUAAUCAUACUAGUGAAAGAAUAAAUCAAAAAAUUGAACAGAAUCUUAAUCUAGUUGAAAAUAAUUUGUUUUUAUGUAAAUCUACUGUUAGUCAAACUUCUGAACAUCCGUCAACAGAAGUAACAGAAGCAGCCUUAGAUCCAGCACCGCUAUCACCAACAACUUGCGCACCUAGUUUUUCCAACGUCUCGGAAGACGAUACGACUAAUCCUAGUCAAGCUACUUUGUCAUCUGUAAAAGAAUCUCAAAGUGAAAAUCAAAUAGACCGUACUUUUAAUCAUCAACAUGGUAUUAGGUUUUCACGAAGUUUUCUUCAAACAGCACAUGAAGAGUAUGCUUUUGGCUUUGGCUUAUCAGAUAUUGAUAUAUCUCCUGAUGCAAUUCCCGACUUUAUCAUCGAUGAAUGGACACCUGAACCUAAUUUGAUCAAAGAAAUUUAUGCCAGUUUUAUGCGACAUUUAGGUGUUCUUUCAAAUAGCACAACUAAUGUAUUAACGCCGAAAUUUCCACCAUUAAAUACACGAAAUUCAAAUCAGAAUACAAAAAAACCCACUGUAACACCGUCAACAAAUGUAACAUCAAAGAGAUCAUUUUCAACAUUCUUACAAAUUAUGGAUGAUGAAGAAGGUCUACUACGUUCUGUAGAAGAUUUUCGUACGUCCUUAAAUACUCCCGUCAUACGUGUGAUAUUAAACCGGUUGAUGUCCAAAUUCCCUGGGACACAAAAAAAUGUUGUUGAAGAAGCAUUUGUUCGGUGCGAAUUUGAUGAAGCUCGGACAGAAGUUUAUCUUUUAACUUAUUAUAAAUCAACCAUUGAAUCAGUCACAAAGUCUACGACAACAACAACGUCAACAGUCACUAGCAAUUUAUCGUCUAUUCAGUGCCCUAAUAACAUGUUGACUGUGAAUCAACAAUCCGUCAAUUCAACUCUUAUACCUAAUAAUAGUAAUAAUAAUCUGAUUGGAUUAGAUUAUCAUCAGACUACGGGAGAAAAUUUAAGUUUACAAGAAAUUCAAGACGAAGAGGAAGCGCUGAAUAGAUCUAUUGAAGAUCAGAAAGAUCGUCUUCUAACAUUGGCUAAUCAACUUUGUUUGAGUCGUUUAAAAGCACAGUUUCCUGAAAUAGAAAUAAAUUAUUUGGAAAAUCUUUUCAUUCGAUUUGAUUUAAACGAGCAAAAUCUUUCUGAUUAUCUCAUAAAACAAGGUUUUACAACUCACUCGUUAAAUCCAUUUCUCGUCGAAACUGUAAAUAAAUACAUUGAAAAUGUCGAUAAUAAUGAUAGUAGAGCUUCACCAGUUUCAUCUAGUCAAGGUUAUGUAACCGAUUUUAUCAACAACAGUAUUGAUAAUACUGAUUGGUUAAAUUUGAUUAACCAAAAGAUAGCUAGUAUUCGACAAAAGAUUGGUCAAAUGAAGAAUAAUCUUUCAUAUUCUAAAGAUAAUCGAGUUAAACAAUUUCAGAUAACUGAGAUACGUUCAUUACAAAGUCAAUUGCAUUAUUUAGAAUUACAAAAAGCUGAAUAUCUUGUUGAUACAAGAUCAUCAUUAUAUGAAGAUGAAUUAUUGACCAAUGGAGAGAAACCAAUUAAUUCAGCUUGUUUAGCAUUUGCUUAUCUUGAUUUACAUGGAUUAAGUAAAUCAUGCGCAUUACAUGUAUUACAACAACGUUUAACCUAUUUAAAAGAUAAAUUAAAUCGAUUAAAAUCAUUGAAAUAUAUCACCGUGAUAACUGGUCGAGCAGCUGGUAAUGAAAGUGACUUAGUGUCAAUAGCUCCAGUGUUAAGACCAGCAGUUAUGCAGUAUCUUUUAAGAAAUGGUUAUAAAUUUGAGGAGAAUUUUCGAGUCGGUUCUGGACAUUUUACAGUUAAUUUAAACAAUUCAAAAUUGAAAUAAUAAUAAUAGAACUGACAAGGAAAAUUUGUUUUUGUUGAUGAAUAAACAUAUAAAAAUACUUGAUUAAUGCAAUUUUCCUAUUCUAUUUUUAUAUUUUUUCUAUCCGAUUAAUUUUUCAAAUUGUAAUUUUUUUUCUAAAGUACAGCCCACAUCGUCCUUUCUUUUUUUUGAGCAAGAGACGACCGGGUAAGAAGAUGAUUUUAUUUUAAUUGAAAUCAUGAACUAAUCAAUGUUAGACCACCGUUGAUAUUGGUUCAUGAUCUCAAGUAAAACUCAACAAUCUUCGCAUUCCUAUAUUGAUAAGAUGAUCUUGUUGUUGGUGCAUGUUCGAUUUUUUGAUCAUCACUAUUAUUAUUGUUGCUUAGAGUUGUAGGUGUGUGUUGCUUUUUUCCCAUAAGCUAAUUGAGAUGAGUGAAUAUAAAUAUUUUCUGUUUGGUACUGUAAAUUAUGAAGAUUGGUUUUGGUUUUAUUUAUUUAUUAAGUGUUUAAAUGUUUGUUUGUUUCUUUGUUUAAACAAAAUCUUUCUAAGGAAAAGAAAAGGGAAGAUGUUUUAAACUCAGUCAAUUAACUCAAUAAAGUGAAAAUUCCCAUUUCGACAUUUGAUAAAUAAAAAGGAACGAAUCGAGCG
Molecule: messenger RNA, 8353 nt
Organism: Schistosoma rodhaini
Lineage: Eukaryota; Metazoa; Platyhelminthes; Trematoda; Strigeidida; Schistosomatidae
Source: the annotation of a GenBank genome assembly